CCUCCCUGCUCUUCUCAGCCUUCCUUCCCUCAACAUGGCUCCUGCGCCAUGGCCUCCCUUGCUGGCCCUCCUGGUGGCCUUCCUGGGCGCCCAGCUCCAGCCCUCCUCUGGCCAAGGCCGGCAGCUGGACCGACGCUUCGCCGAAUACAAGCGCUGCGCCGACCCUGAAUGCAGCAUGUUAAUGUGUCGAGGGAAGGCAGUAAAGGACUUUAAAGCUCCAGAUUGCCGUUUUUUAGAUUUUAAAGAAGGUGAAUCGAUAUAUGUAUAUUAUAAAUUAACCGGAAGAACAAAUGAGCUAUGGGCUGGAAGCGUUGGAAAUGAAUUUGGAUAUUUUCCAAAGGACUUACUUGAAAUAAAUCAUAUUUAUACCCAUGAUGAGCUAGAACUGCUAACAGAUGAAACAGAUUUUGUUUGCUUUGAUGGAGGCAAAGAUGAUUUUGAUAAUUAUAAUGUGGAUGAGCUUUUAAAAGUAUCAGAGGAUAUAGUAGCCAGUGAUGACAAAACUGAGCUGGCAACUGAAAAGGAAGAAGAGACUGAAGAGUCUAAUGCUAUGGGCUCUGUAGAGUCUGCUGAUAUGGAGAGUGAUAGUUCUGAAGUAGGCCUGGAGGAAGAAAAUGGAGACUAUGCCAAAAUGGGUGAAAAAACCAAUGUUCUACUUGAUAAUAAAGAGAAUGUAGAGGAAACUCUUGAUUCCAAGAGUGAAGACCUCAUUGUAAAUAGUGACACGGAUACUUCUCAGGGAGACCAAAGUGCACACCAGCCUCUUGAAGAAAUGCUGCAAGAAACAUUAAAAGUGCCAAACCAUGAAAGUGCCAGAAACUCUAAUAUAUCUCAGGGAAAAGCAAACCAAUCCAAUUAUGGAGGCAAAGAUGAUGGAGCUUACACGCUUCUACAUCAAGAUGUAUCAGCGGACCUGAAAACAACAUUUGGCUCAACUGCAGAUGCCAUUGUAUCUGAUGAUGAGACAACCAGCCUUGUUACAUCACUUGACGGUGAUCUGGAGGAAAAUCUGGAUACUGAUUCUUAUGAAACUGAGAAGCUAGAAGAACCAAAGCAGCAGUCAGAAGAAAUUCCUUUACUGCCUUUUACAGAAGAAGCCAAAUCUUCAGAUGAUAUAGAGUCUAAAAGGAUAUCAUCUAACUCAGAAACACUUGAGUUUGAUCAUGACAACACUAAGAAAGCUGCUGCCAAAUUAAUUCAUGAAAAAAAGGACAACUCUGGUUUAUUAACACAUUUAGGGGACAAAUUUUUUGCAAUUGUCAGUGGUGGUGAAAGAACAGCAGAUAAAACUGGUGGUAACAAGGUUGAUUUCAAAGAACAAAAUGAGGAGGAAGAGGAAGAGGAAGAAGAAGAGGAGGAGGAUGAGGAUGAAGAAGAGGAGGAGGAGGAGGAGGAGGCCCUAAUCAACAAGCAAGAAAAUGCAGAAGACAUGGUAGCUAAUUCAGAAUUUUCAUCAGAAGAUGAUCCCUUUACAUCAGAACAUGAUCUUUUGAGAAAGCAGAUACAUAAUGCAGACACUGAAAACCCUAAGGAAAAGAAGUAUAAAACUCAGGACUAUGAGGAAAAGGAUGCACAAACUGAGGAGAAACCUGUCACAGAACAAGUGCACAGCACUUCUACACAUAAUUUUGGUGCAUUUCCCAAUUAUGGAGAUGAUCAGCAACCAAAAGCCUUUUCAGAAACAAAUGGAAAUAGAUUAAAUCCAUCCCUAGGUCACAUCAAAGAUGACUCCGAUGGCUUUUCCCUUCAUAAGGUAAGAAAAGAGAAGGAAACAGAAGAGAGAAAUGUGGAUGAUAGCUUGGAAAAUGACACAAAAUACAAAACCUUAUGGGGGAAAACGGUAAAAAAUGAUGAGGAGGAUCUUGUUGUACCAGACUUAUUGGAGGAAUUGACAAAUGGCUCUCAGAAUGAUCUAGACAAUGAUGAUGUCCUGGAAGGCAAAACAAACUAUAAUACAAAGCAAGAUGGAGAAGAUUUUGAACUAAAAAAGAUAUUUGGCAGUAAGAAGCAAUCAAAUGAUUCUACUAUGGAAAAUAUUUCUUCUGAGAAAGGUCCUGACAUGCCUACCAAAGAGUCUCAGCAAGAAACUGAGCCAGAUUCAGAAGACCAUAAAGAGGAUGAAGAGGAAGAUGACCAUACAAGUAGCGAAAAAACAAUAGAGAAAAAGUAUAUUUUUGAAGAAUCCAAGAGAGCAAUACAACAUAAAAACAUUACUCAGAAAAGUAUUGUUAACAAUGAAGCUGAACACUUAGAUCAAGUUACUAGAGCAGAUAUGGGAAGAGAAAAAUCACCCACAGAAGAACUUCUGUCUCUGGAGCUAGAAGCAGAAGAUGAGUUUACAGAAGAACUAGAAGAGGGGUUAUUACAAGAUGAAAAUGCAGUUAGUGCAAAGUUGUCGAAAGAAGGGCAUACAGAUGAACAAGGUUUCACAUUAGAUGUUGAAAGUGCAGAUCCUCUGCUGCAAAUGCCAAAUGAUGCUAUUUCAAGAGCUGCUAAUCCUGUUGACGAAAUGGGAGAUGCAAGUACAACAUUUGAGCAAGCCAAAAAAGAAGUUGGCAUGGGAGAUUUUAAUGAGGAGUAUAGAGGAAUGCAAGUAAGUGAAGAUUCUCAACUGAAGGAAAGUAAAGAGGAAAGACAAAAGGAAGUGGAUACAACAGUAUUAUCUGAAAUGGAAAAUUCUCUGGCUGGGAAGAAUAAACAAAUAAAAAAGAUACAUGAUGAAAUAACACCAAUCAGUUUAAGUAUAUCUGAAUUGGAAGGCAAAGAUGACUUUAAUCAAACCAAGGAGCAUCUCCCUAAAGAUUUUUCACAGGAGGGCCUUAAAGAGCUACAGACUUCAACAGAGGAGACAGAAGAUAAACACCAGCAUUCCCAUGCUCCUAAAAGUGUGUUGGAAAACACAGAUGAAGACACAGAGUCAGACUACAGUGAGGAUGUUAGGCAGCUCAUUAUAAUGAAAGAAUUCCUUGAUGAAAAACAUAUUGCACGUUUAGAAAAGUAUGUUGGGCAACAACAUGUUUUCAAGAUAGAAUCUUUAUUUCGUGAUAUGCAGCUGGAGCUUCUGCUUGCUCAGAAACAUAGUGACAGCUAUGAGGACACUGAAAAAGCUUUGGACCAGAUCCUUGAAUCUUCAGAGUCUAACAUUUUGGAUAUUUUGAACAAAGCUUUAGAUUCAAGAGAGGCAGAAAAUAAAGAAGAGGUGAUCAAGGAAAUUGACUUGUUUGAUGAGGAAGCUGCCUUGAUGGAUGAUAUUCAAGAGCUGAUGUAUUCAUUAAGGCAAAAAUACUCUCCAAUUAGUGACAGUACUCCACUUGCAUCUGUUUUAGAAUCUGAGAUGGACCCUGGUGAAUCCAUUACAGUUAAUGGAAAACAAAUUGACAGUGACAGACAACAUGUAGAAAGCCCAGAUGAGAGCAUAGAUCAUAACCAUCCAUACGAUGCAGAGCAGACAUCAAAAAAAGAAAUUCUUCAUCUGGAUCAACCAAAGGCAGAUGAAAACAUUUUGGAAGGAACAGGAACUUUGGAUGAAACAAUAACUAAGGAUGUCUUUGACAGUGACAAAAAAGAGCCAGAUAUGGAUAGACCCUUACAACUAGUUGAUUCAGGAACUGAGAAAGACUUCAUGACUGAAGGUCCACUUGAGGUGAAGGAUAAUGUAAUAGAGGAGGGAAGCAGUCCAUCUGAAGGAGAUUCUCCUGCUCCAUAUAUUUUUGGCUCCUUGGAUGGUGCAGUGCUAUUAGCAAAGGAAAACAUGCGACCAUUCACAGAUAUUCUGAUAUCAACAUUACCUGAAGACAUGCAACCUGGCCCUGACUUCCAUGGACUUCCCUGGGAGCCCAUUAUCAUCACGGCUUUUGUGGGAAUUGCUACAUUCGCCAUUUUCUUAUGGAGAACUUGCCUAUCUGUAAAAAGUAGAAUGUAUCAAGUGACAGAAAAACAACUUGUAGAAAAAAUUAAGACCCUUCUCAAGGAAAAGACUGAAAUGUUGGAAAAGAUGUCGGAAUAUGAUCAAAAGAUAAAAGAGGAAAAGGAGUCUGUAAAAGAGGCUCAGAAACAAAACACACAUCUCUCAGAUGAAGCUGCAGGGCUUAAGGACACAGUCAAGGGGCUUAAAGAAACAAAUAAUCUUCUAGAUGACAGAGUGAAAAACUUAAACACCAUGCUAGAAAUGGAGAGAGAGCACAGCUCAAGAAAACAGGAACAAAUCAUAGAAGCACAGAAAUCUUUGGAGAAGUUCCAAGAAACCAUCACAUUGCAUUCGGUAGAGCUCUCUGAGGUGCAGAUAGCACUUAAUGAGGCUAAAUUAAGUGAAGACAAAAUGAAAUCUGACCUCCGUCGUGUGCAAGAAGAGAAUGCAAGGCUCAAGAAGAGUAAGGAGCAAUUGUUACAAGAAGCAGAAGGCUGGAGUGAGAGGCAUGCUGAGCUCAGUGAACAGAUAAAGAUGUAUCACAAGUCUCAGAAAGACAUUGAAGAAGCACUUGCCUACAAGGAAAAUGAAAUUGAAGUUUUAACUAACUGCAUUAUGCAACUGAAGCAGCUUGAUGCAGAUUCUGAGUCAGAAGGCAAGAGGGAUGAAGGAAAUGAUCUGGCCAAUGGAGAGAUAUCAGAUACCAGGAAUGAAAAGAUGAAGAAUCAAAUUAAGCAGAUGAUGGAUGUUUCAAGGGUAAAAACAACAUUAUCUAUCAUUGAAGAAGAAAGAGAUAAUUUACGUUCCAAGCUAAAUGAUGAAGUAGCAUCAAGGCAUGAAUUAGAAGAGCAAAUCAAGAAGCUGGAGCAUGAGUCCUGUUCCUUACAGACUGCAAAAUCACAGCUAGAAAGUGAAUGUAAAACUCUGCAACAAAAAGUAGAGAUUCUCAAUGAGCUUUAUCAGCAGAAAGAGAUGGCACUUCAAAAGAAGUUGACACAAGAAGAGUAUGAGCGGCAAGAGAAGGAGCAGAAACUGACUGCUGCAGACGAAAAAGCAAUCCUUGCUGUUGAAGAAGUGAAAGUUUACAAACAGAGAAUUCAGGAAAUGGAAGAAGAAUUGCAAAAAACAGAGCGGUCUUACAAAAAUCAGAUUGCUGCACAUGAAAAGAAGGCUCAUGACAAUUGGCUCAUAGCACGUUCUGCAGAGAGGGCACUAGUUGAAGAAAAAAGGGAAGGUGUCAACCUGAGGCAAAAGCUAAUUGAAGUGAAUCAAAAAAUAGCUGCACUUCAGAGACCAGUAAUCGUGAAGCCAACUGCAGGCUGGCCAGACCAUCAAGUCCCCCCUCGCAGAGGUCCAUUAAGUCGAGAUGGAUCUUUCGGGCCUUCACCCGUAAGUGGUGGAGCUCCUUCACCCCCGCUGAUGAUGGAAACCCCUGGACGACCCCUUUCUGCCAAUCCAAGGGAUGGGUCAAGAGGUGAAUUUAAUGCUGCUAUGGUUGAUGGCCCUCCAGUCCCAAGAAGGCAUCCUGAGCUAUCUGGAAGAAUGUCUGCUCCAGAUCUUGGCCCUUCUGUAGCAGCCCUAGUUAACUGUGGGCCAAGAACAUCCUCUCCUUCUACUGGCCUGGAUGGAAUGCAAAACCCUCCCAAAGAACAUGAGGCCCCUUGUGUUUCUGAUGCCCCGCCUUCAUCUGCUGAAGCAACUGCAGUUAACAUAGGUCCUAAAGGCCCACCACCCUUCCCGGGGGGUCCCAUGAUGACAUCUGCAGGACCUUUGCCACCUCCAGUUCGAUUUGGACCCCCACCUCGGGCACCCUAUGGACCUCGACCUCCUCCCCUUCCUCUAGUACGUGGUGGCCCUCCACCACCCCUUCCAAGAGACUAUCCACCUGGUCCUCCAUUUGGAAUGAGAGACUUCCCACAUGGUCCAGUUCCUCCUCCUGAACACAGGGGAUAUCUCCGUGGCCCACCUCCUUUCCGGCCUCCUCCUCCAAGAGAUUUUCUUCCAGGUCCACGGCUACCUCCACAAGGAUUAAGGGACUAUCCCCCUUCCUCCGUCAAAGACUUGCCACCUCCAGGACCCAGUGACCACCAAGGAGGUCUUCCCUGUCCUCCCUCCCCAGCUAGCUCACGGGACUCAGCACAUCAUCCUGAACAAAAACCAUGACUUUGGAUUUGUGAACUGAUCUCUACCAUGUUUCCUGUGGUGAGGAUUUCAGUGGCUUCAGCAGGACCAGCUGGUUCUUCUUUAGACUUGGUUUCAGUGUAGCUUUUUUUUUUCUUUUCCAGAAAUAAUUUCUCUAGCAAUGUGCAUUUUGAUCACCUUUAAAUCAGGACUUGCUCAUCCUCUUGGGAUGCAACUAUAAUUUUCUUGUGAUGACUCUGAAGCCUGCUUCAACAGCUGUGGCCGACCCACAGCUCUCAACGUGCAAUAUACAAAAAUACCUGUGUGGUUAGUUUUUAAUUAAUGUAGCCUUAUGUAACCAGUUGGUGAAUGAUUUCAAAAUUAUAACCUGAACAUUUCCUGUGGAAAUACCUUCAAUAAGAAAUGCUACCCCUUCACUUUAUAGCCUACAGUGACUGUAGAAAAGUGGUUUACAUAAGGGUUCUAAUGCAGAUCUUUUAAAAACAUCUGGUGGAAAGACCAGAGGCAGACUACACUGUACUCAAAGGUCACAUCUACUAAUAAAGAGAGUAAGAUCCUUUUUUGCUA
Molecule: messenger RNA, 6616 nt
Organism: Sceloporus undulatus (fence lizard)
Lineage: Eukaryota; Metazoa; Chordata; Lepidosauria; Squamata; Phrynosomatidae
Gene: MIA3
Product: MIA SH3 domain ER export factor 3
Biological process (GO): endoplasmic reticulum to Golgi vesicle-mediated transport; protein secretion; vesicle cargo loading
Cellular component (GO): endoplasmic reticulum membrane; endoplasmic reticulum exit site
Molecular function (GO): protein binding
Source: RefSeq, a predicted model, not a curated record